Striga asiatica is the source of this 324-nucleotide messenger RNA. The record is from the annotation of a GenBank genome assembly. NCBI's taxonomy places the organism in Eukaryota, Viridiplantae, Streptophyta, Magnoliopsida, Lamiales, Orobanchaceae.
AUGGUUCCUGUGCACGAGACGUCUCAGGAGCCCUUGCGUGACGUGAAGGAUGAUAUUAAUUCCAUUCACUCUGAGUGUGGAGCCCUUGCUCUGAGGUGGAAGUUGGAUAAUGAUAUGUAUCUGGUGUCGAGUUGUGAGGUGCAGAGCGUGUUAGAUAUGAACAAUCUGAGGUCUUUCUUGACUCUUAAUGCUUUGAAUGAGUUUGCUUCUAAGUAUUCUGGUGUUGAUUGGAGGCAAAAGCUCGAGACACAGAAGGGUGUGUUUGUUUUGGCUAUUGAGUUGAAAAGCAAUCCAAAUAAAAAUGGAUUGUUCAGGCUUUGUUAG